Messenger RNA from Polychytrium aggregatum, 2115 nucleotides. Its product is annotated as pyridoxal phosphate-dependent transferase. The record is from RefSeq and is a predicted model, not a curated record. NCBI's taxonomy places the organism in Eukaryota, Fungi, Chytridiomycota, Chytridiomycetes, Polychytriales. Gene Ontology annotation, cellular component: serine palmitoyltransferase complex. Gene Ontology annotation, biological process: ceramide biosynthetic process; sphingosine biosynthetic process. Gene Ontology annotation, molecular function: serine C-palmitoyltransferase activity; pyridoxal phosphate binding. Bases 207 to 1820 code for a protein of 537 amino acids. The transcript has 4 exons.
CGCUCUGUCGUGCUCCUCGUCUUGGUCGCUCCUGGUCGGCUGCUCCUGGUCGGCUGCUCCGCUCGUGGCUCCUGUCUGCUUUCCUGCCCAUCGCCUUCCCUCCCGGCACGGCCUCGUCUCGUCUUUUGCCUGAUCUAUUCUCGCUGUAGCCAUUGCUGCUGUCCAGAAACCCGCCCCGCCACCAUCUCCUCAACAGGCUCCGAAACAUGGGAAAAGGAAAGCGUGCCCACUUUGACAAGAACUACGAGCCUCCGCUGUCGUCGGCCGACCUGAUUUCGUCCAAGGCUGCUGCCGCCGACGCCGUCAUCCAAGGCCCGCCUCCGCUGUACAAGCCCGAGGUUGCCAAGACCGAAUGGAAGCACGAGGAGCAAGCCUUGGAGCAAGCCCCCAUCUGGGUCCUUAUCACCACCUAUCUGAGCUAUGCUAUCCUGAUUGUCUACGGCCAGAUUCGUGACUUUUUCGGCUUCCGAUUCAAGCCCAACGAGUAUGUGAAUCUGGUGGCCCAAAAGGGAUACGCCCCCCUCAACUCUGGAUUCGACACCUUCUACCACCGCAGACUCUACACCCGCAUCUGCGAUUGCUUCAACCGCCCCAUCACCGGCGUGCCCGGCCGAACUGUCACCCUUCUCGAGCGUGUCUCUCGCAACUACAACCGAUCCUUCCAGCUCACCGGCAAGACCAUCGAGGCCCUGAACGUCUCGUCCUACAACUACCUUGGCUUUGCCCAGAACGAGGGUCCGUGUGCUGACGCCGUCGAGGCCAGCAUCAAGCAGCUCGGUGUCUCGACCUGCUCUCCGCGUCUGGAGGGCGGCACCUUGGAGCUCCACCAGGAGACCGAGGCGCUCGUGGCUCGCUUCAUGGGCCAAGAGGCCUCCAUGAUCGUCAGCAUGGGCUUUGCCACCAACUCGACCUGUCUGCCCGCUCUGGUUGGAAAGGGAUGCUUGAUCAUCAGUGACUCGUACAACCACUCCUCGCUCGUCUAUGGCGCUCGUGUCUCGGGUGCCGCCAUCCGCAUCUUUGAGCACAACGACCCGAUCGACCUCGAGUCUGUCCUCCGCAACGCCAUUUCUCAGGGCCAGCCCCGUACCCACCGCCCCUGGAAGAAGAUCCUGGUCGUCGUCGAGGGCCUGUACUCGAUGGAGGGCAACAUCUGCUGCCUGCCCCAGAUCAUCGAGCUCAAGCGAAAGUACAAGUUCUACCUGUACGUCGACGAGGCCCACUCCAUUGGUGCUCUCGGCCCCAAUGGCCGUGGCGUCUGCGACUACUUUGGCAUCGAUCCCUGCGAGGUUGAUGUCCUCAUGGGUACCUUCACAAAGUCCUUUGGUGCGGCCGGCGGCUACCUUGCCGGCAAGAAGGAUAUCAUCGACCACCUGCGCCUGCACUCGCACUCGGCCACCUAUGCCGAAUCCAUCACCCCUCCUGUCCUGCAGCAGAUCUACACGUCGCUCCGAAUCAUCAUGGGCGAGGAAGCUGGCGAUGACGGCCGCCGCCGUAUCCAGCAGCUUGCUCGCAACAGCAGCUACUUUGCCUCAGAGCUGCGUCGCAUGGGCUUCAUCGUCUACGGACAUGACUCGCCUGUUGUUCCGCUCCUGCUGUUCCACCCUGCCAAGAUCCCGGCCUUCUCGCGCGAGAUGCUCAAGCGCGGCAUCGCUGUGGUCGUCGUCGGCCAUCCCGCCACCCCGAUCAUCACCUCGCGUGUGCGCUUCUGCCUCAGCGCCGCCCACACCAUGGAGGACCUCGACUUUAUGCUCCAGCAGAUCUCCGAGGUCGGCGACAUGAUGAACCUGAAGGUGUCCCGAAGCCGCCGCAUCGCGGCCUAGACGACCACUAUGACGACGAUGACUGAGCCACAUCCCGCAUCCAGCGGGUGUGUUACUUUUUUGAUUCUGCAUGGCAUUCUCCUCCAUCCAGCUUUCUUGUUUUGUCCCUCCCAUCCCCCGCUCCAAACCUUCCCACGUACAUAUCUAUCGAUCUUUUCUCUCUCUCUCUCUCUCUCUCUCUCUCCUCCUUCGUUCUGUGCUUCCAGACUGAGGCUGCUGAACGUAACCCCCCCCCAAAAAAAAGAAUAGCAAUUGCGAAAUCUGCACUUCAUAGACUUGAUACAACCGUCCCAUC